Messenger RNA from Paramuricea clavata, 754 nucleotides. Lineage: Eukaryota; Metazoa; Cnidaria; Anthozoa; Malacalcyonacea; Plexauridae. The record is from the annotation of a GenBank genome assembly.
AUGGAGACAGCUGGUGCCUUAACGAUAUUUGAAAGAUCAUGCGCUACAAAGGGGCUGAAAUACAAAGAUAUGCUUGGAGAUGGUGAUUCGUCCACUUAUAGUGCUAUUCUAGAAAGUAAACCCCAUGGAGAGGACUGUAUACCCAGCAAACUAGAAUGUAUUGGGCAUGUCCAGAAGCGAGUCGGAAGCAGACUGCGGAGGCUAAAGAGUUCGAAUAAAGGCAGAAAACUCUCAGAUGGCAAAGGAAUAUCUGGCAAAGGUCGCCUAACUACUGGAAAGAUGGAUGUUCUCCAAAAUUAUUAUGGCUUGGCAAUAAGAGAAAACCUUGAUAAUGUUGAAGAAAUGGCUAAGGCUGUAAAAGCGUCUCUUUUCCAUGUUGCGUCAACAGAAGAGUACCCGCAGCAUCAUCUUUGCCUGAAAGGUGAGGACAGUUGGUGUGGCUAUCAAAGAGAUUCCAAAACAUACAAACAUAAAAAUGGUAUUCCAAAGCCCAUUGUUGAGUUGGUUGAGCCUAUAUUUGAUGAUUUGGCUGACCCAGCUUUGUUAAAGAAAUGCACCCAUGGCUUGACCCAGAAUCCGAAUGAAUGUUUGAACGGGAUCAUCUGGGACAGAUGUCCAAAGACUACAUAUGUAGAGCAGGAAACUGUAGCUCUUGCCACCUACCUAGCAGUCCUAAAGUUUAAUGAUGGGGACAUAUCAUAUCUUAAAAUUCUGGAAGACUUAGAUAUAACGCCUGGGUUCUUCACUUGUAAAG